This is a messenger RNA of Drosophila ananassae, 2565 nucleotides long. It is a transcript of the gene Nt5a, whose product is annotated as 5'-nucleotidase domain-containing protein 1. The coding region runs from base 134 to 1744 and encodes 536 amino acids. The record is from RefSeq and is a predicted model, not a curated record. The transcript has a single exon. Gene Ontology annotation, molecular function: 5'-nucleotidase activity. Lineage: Eukaryota; Metazoa; Arthropoda; Insecta; Diptera; Drosophilidae.
CAUAAUGUUGCACGGUCAUACUUACAACAAAUUUGUUAGAAAAAAAAAAUGGUCUUGACAAAAAGAUAAUAAAAUUCGGUUAAAUUUAGAACAGAUUUCGUACUAGGUGAGAUGUGCUAGAUGAUAAGAUAAAAUGCUGGCCCUGGGCAAAAAGGCGUCCGUGUGCCAUCUUGGCUCCUGCUGCUCCGUCCCCUUCAAGACAGUGCCUCUCCCUCGGUUCGCCACAUCGACGAAAACAAAAACAAACGUACACAAACAAGGGCGAUCAGAUGUUUGGUUCCUGUUACGUAACGUUCGUAAAUUGGCGCAAAAUUCAACGCGGUGGGAGCUUAAAGCAGCGCCGGCAAUAGCAUCGACAGCAUCGUUUCACGAGGCACGAAGGUAUUUCCACAACUCGGCCGUCAGAAAUUCAAGGUACUCCGCCAGCACCAUCAUGACCACCUAUCACAAGGAACUCCUCCUGGGGCACUACGACAUCGUCGGAUUCGAUCUGGACGGCACCUUGCUACGCUACAAUCUCCGAGAGAUGUCCGCAUUGAUAUACGAUGUGCUGAAGCAGUUCCUUGUCGAACAGAGAGGCUACAAAAGCGACCUAUUGGCGCAGCCCUUGGAUGUCGACUUCCUGCAGAAAGGCCUGUUCCUGGACGGUCCCCGAGGUAAUGUCUUGAAGCUGAGCAACGAGGCAGAGAUCAUGCGCGCCACCCAUGGCACUCGGCUCCUCACCGAUGAAGAAAUCGUGGCCAUCUAUGGAGCCGAACGGAAGUGGGACAUCACCACGGCAUUCUACAAGGAUCCUCUGUCCACUUGGAAUGGGGCUGCCUCCACACAAAUGCGAUCCCUGCUGGAUUACUUUGACAUGCCAAGUGCUUUGGUGUUUGCUCAAGCUGUGGAUCAAGUCGACAGGGAAAGAAGAAAGACCUGUCCGGUGGAGGAGUACCAAGUAUGGCAGGAUGUGCAGGCAGGCCUGAUGCACAUUUUUAGCCGGGAGAACUUCGCCAACGGCAAGAGCCUCUACUUCAAGAGCAUGCGAGCCGAGCCCCAGAGAUUUGUUCUGCCCACUGACAAAAGAGUGCUCCAGUGGCUGAAUGAGCUGCGAAAAUCGGGAAAGAAGCUAUUCCUCCUAACAGGAUCCAACGUGGACUUUGCUAAUCUCACGGCUACUCAGGCUCUGGGAAAGGACUGGCGGAGUCACUUUGAUUUUGUGGUGACGUACGCCAAGAAGCCAGGUUUCUUCACCUGCCAGAGGCCGUUUAUGAAGGUGGACGUGGAGAAGCUAACGGAAAUGACCUGGGAAGCCGAGGUGAUAAAGCCGGGCGAGGUCUAUUCGCAAGGCAACUGGCAUGGGUUGCAUGCGGCCAUGGCUAGUAUGCUGAAUAAGGAACCAUGCGAGGCCAAGGCGCUCUACUUUGGAGACAACAUCGUUCAGGAUGUCUAUACGCCUGUCAAACAUCGCGAUUUCGAUGCUGUGGCGAUCGCCGAGGAGCUGCUGCUCGAGGACGGUAAGUAUCCUUUUACUGCCGAACUGGACUCACAAUUCUGGGGCUCCUACUUCGCCCUGGAAUGUACGCCCACCCUCUGGUCGAGCUUUAUCAGCAGCUACGCCCAGUUGUGUGUGCCCUCGGUGGAGCAGGUGGCCCAGAAUUCGCCGCAAAAGCGUAUCAUUUGCAGCAAUCCGUAUGGAUUCAGUCCACGGUUGCCCAAGGAGCUGGAAACCCUGCAUUUGAAGAACUGCAAUCGAGGAUGAUAAGGUGAAUCUGAUGUACUAUAAGCUAUCUUUCAUCUUCCUGGAGACAAUAAACGACCUGCGACCUGUGGCGCAGUUGAUCCGAUAACGCUUCUUUCAGCCGGAACCUAUUUAAAAAUUUAACGUACAAACAAUUUUAUUGAAUAAUAGCAAUAAAAAACACAAAAUUCAGGAUUGUUCAAUUAGCGAGUUGACUUGCCGACAGCAUAUACAGGGAGUGUCAUAGUUGUAAGUCACUGCAACACUAUCCUCCAAUUUGAUAUUAAAUAGCUAAUAAUUGAAAUAAAUUGAACAACUCUGAGCAUAUUGGUACGCAAACUAGUUAUACAAUUAUUUUAACUAAGUAUUAUAAAAUCAAUUUAGUAUUUUCUUAUCACAAUUAUGUCCAAAGUUCAGGUACACCCUAAAAGUUUUAGUGAAAAGUAUGAUUCACGAGCUGUUUUUUUGAUAAAUUAUUUCUGUUAUAGAACUCUUUGCAUGGUUCUUAGCAAAGCUAGAACAAUUUAUAACAAAAAUAAUCCCAAUUUUACUAAAAAUCUAUUAUACACAAAUAUUUUAGCCCAAUUUGUUAAUAGUUUAUCAUUUUUAACUAACCAUUAUACCGAAGAACUCAUUUAAAGUACCUAUAUGCCUUAGAUUAAAGAGUCUACAUGUUCAAAUAAUUUUAAACUGUGGAUGCAUCGCAUCGCUAAUCUAAUUCGCAAUAUGCAAAAUACGUACAUUGUAAAGCAAAUAAACUGGAAAUAGAUAUAUGGCGUCAUUCUGGAAAAAUUUGUACUUCCCUAUGAAAAAUAAACUAUGAAUUUUAACAUAAACAAAAA